Messenger RNA from Rhododendron vialii, 744 nucleotides. RefSeq lists its product as uncharacterized. The transcript has a single exon. The record is from RefSeq and is a predicted model, not a curated record. Lineage: Eukaryota; Viridiplantae; Streptophyta; Magnoliopsida; Ericales; Ericaceae. Bases 1 to 744 code for a protein of 247 amino acids.
AUGAAAGAUUUGGGAGAGCUUAGCUAUUUUUUGGGUAUCGAGGUUGUGAAGCAUGGUAGAAGUCUGAUUCUUUCCCAAAGCAAGUAUGCCAAAGAUCUUCUUGUUAAGGCUGGUAUGUAUGAAUGCAAGCCCAGUCCUUCUCCUUCUUCUACAAAACCUGCCAUUCUUGAUCCUGAUUCUAGUUUUGAAGAUUCUCAUUGGUACAGAACUAUUGUGGGAUCCCUACAAUAUCUUACUCUCACUAAACCAGAGAUUUCAUUUGCUGUAAACCUGGCAUGUCAACACAUGCAUGCUCCAAAACAGAGUCAUUACAUUGCUGUAAAAAGAAUAUUGAGGUACAUCAAAGGGUGCAUACAUCAAGGUCUAUAUUUUGUACCUGGUCCUUUGCACAUCACAGGAUUUAGUGAUGCAGAUUGGGCUGGGGAUCAUGUCGAUAGGCGUUCUACCACUGGCUUCUGUUUGUUCUUGGGCCCCAAUCUGAUCUCUUGGUGUGCUAAGAAACAACAUACCGUGGCUCGAUCUUCCACCGAAGCUGAAUACAGGGCUUUGGCACAGACUGCAGCUGAUGUUUCUUGGAUUCAGCAACUCCUCCUUGAUGUUCAUAUUGAUGUUUCAUUACCUCAUGUUAUCUGGUGUGACAAUCAGUCUGCCAUUGCUUUGGCAUCUAAUCCCAUCUACCAUGCUAGAACCAAGCAUGUCGAAGUAGAUUAUCAUUACAUCAGAGAAAAGGUUCUCAGUAAAUAG